GUGUUCUAAGUAUAGAAACAAGGGGUGGAAAUUUACGUCAUGGCCACCAAGAAGAAAACCGUAGGAAGGACGAACAAGAAAAAAUUGACAACCAACAAACGAGUUAACGAGCAGCCAAGAGUGACGGUAAAAUACAAAAAAUUUCGUUCAACUACAACAGCUGCAGCAUCAUGUAAUAGGUUGGUCGCAAAGCUGGAGAAAUUCCAACAGCCGAUUAAAUCUAAAGAAAACCCCAAGAUCAUGGUCAUCUCCGGCGACGAUCACGUGCUGGACGUGCUACUAGACCGGCUGGCGCCUCUCACGACCCACACCACCGAAAACCUGGAAAAGAUACGGAGAAUAGCGCACAAGAUCAACGGUCGGGUCAACAAUUCCGAUAAAAAUGUCAAAGCUAAAUCAUUGAAUAUUCUUCGAAAAACUAAAUCAGAGCGAAUGGUGGAUAUUGUGAAAUUAUUUGAAAAAACUAGAGAUAAAUCUACAUGUACGAAUUUAGCAGCUGUAAUACAUGCUUGCAUUGCACCAAAAUCCGGUCAAACUAGAAAAUCAUUUUUGAAACAACUGGUAGAAAUAGAAGCAACAAAAAUAUUUAUUAAGUCAAUAAUGGAUUUGCAAUCAAAGUCUGUAGGAUCGCCUGAUGUACUUCUCAACGAAUUAGUGUUUAUUCUUGGACAACUCUCACAAAAAGACAGCAAAUUUUCAAAACAUGCUGAAAUGUUGAAUGCAUCAAAAAUGUUUCAUCAAAAUUUAAAAAACAACAUUAAAAAUGUUAAAUUUAUAUCUCCAUUACUGAAGUGCUUUAGAACCAUUACGAAAAACGAAACUAUCGUUGGCGUGCUUCUCAGGGAUAGUUUUUUGCUAACCUUAGAAAAACUUAUAAGGGAAAACAAUAAAUAUUUAAUUAAAAACAAACAAUAUGUGGUUCUUGUAAUCUUAGCAAACAUUACAAAAAAAGUUUCUGAAGAAAACUGCGAUAGAGUUAUACGUGCUGGACUCAUGCAAUACGCCUUGGACGUGUUCAAUAUAAAACUUUACACUGCCAAUAAAGCUCAUCCUAAGAUAUUUUCAUCCGCAUUAGAUGUGCUCGUUCAUAUCUCCAACACUAAUAAUGGACGAACUGCACUGAGAAAGUCUAACAAAUUUAAUGUGUUGUACCAAUUUAGCGUUCGCUGCCCGGAAGACCAGGUGUAUAAUUCUACUAUGUCAAAAUUGUGUACAGUUAUUAAUGUAUGUCAAGAGAAAUUAUUACUCUUACCUUUAAGUUCAACACAAUCAGCACUUGCCUUUGGCUUAGGUGAUAUAAACCUCAACGAUAGUGAUUCAGAUAAAUAUGCAGGCUGUGACAGUGACGACAGCGAUACAGAUGACAUUGAAAUAGCUGUAGCCCAAAAUUUGAUGGAUCCUUUAAUCAUCCGAAAACCCGAAUCAGUGAAGUUCGAAAUACCCUUUAACUAUUGGAAAGAUCGUGACGACCUCAUAUCAACGUAUGGACGUUUAUUUGUAGAAUUCAACAACGAAACGCCAAAACAUAAUUCAGCCAACAAACUCAAGUCGAAUAAAUAUUUAAAUAGAAACAACACAUCAAUAAUAACUAUCCAUCAUUUGAAUACGGACAAAAACGAUAUUGGAUUGAUGUCCAACUUGCGGACAUGUCAAACACAUAAGGCGGCGUAUUUAAGCAUAGCAAAACGCGUCAACAGCGUCUCUCCCUUCGUUAAAGUCGCCUACCCUGAUUGGAUAGGGUUCAAUAACGACGAACAACCAAUGGAGUCCUUGUACAAUAGCGACGUACACGUUUCCCGCAACAAAUUGUUAUCGUGCUUAGAGCGUAGCGUGUCCAAACGACGAGACUCUGGCGAUAUGAUCGUGUACGAUUUAGAUUAUUUAUUGGAAAGUGUUAACGACGCUUGCAAUUCUCCACAGCAGUUAUCAAAUUACGAUGAGCGAAAUUUAUGCGCAAAAUCGGGGUUUGAGCACUUGCACUUUGAGUCUCGUUUCGAAUGUGGCAAUCUUCGGAAAGCUAUCAAGAUUGGUUCCAACGAGUAUGAUUUGAUUUUGAAUUCUGACGUGAAUUCAAUGUCUCAUUGCCAGUGGUUUUACUUUCAAGUAUCCAACAUGGAGGCGGCCAAGCCAUAUGUAUUUAAUAUAGUGAACAUGGAGAAACACAACUCUCAGUACAAAACUGGCAUGCAGCCGAUUAUGUUUUCGGUGAAGGACUAUGCCGAGUUUAAGAAAGGCUGGACACGCACUGGGAUGGACAUUUGUUACUACCGAAAUUGUUACAAAAACUGCAACAAGUCUCACGGCUCUUACAUGACCGCUACUUUUUCAAUUCAAUUUCCACAUGACAGAGACAUAUGUUACAUAGCAUACGUUUAUCCGUAUACAUAUUCGAAGUUGUUGUACAAAUGCUUCAGAUGGAAAAACUCAGUCGAUCCGGCUACUACAUUAUUCCGUGCAAACUGUUUGUGCCGAUCAUUGAAUAACAACGAAGUGCCAAUUAUCACAAUUACCUCUGUUGAAAACAACGAAAAAAAAAUUAAAGAUCGACAUAUUAUAUACUUGACAUCUCGUGUGCAUCCCGGCGAGACAAGUUCGUCUUGGGUAAUCGACGGUGUGAUCGACUACCUUUGUGGAAGCACACUCACUGCCAAAAAGGCACGGGACACUUACGUGUUUAAGAUUGUGCCUAUGCUCAACAUAGAAGGCGUCAUCAACGGAUGCCACCGAUGCGGUUUAACCAACGAAGACUUGAACAGAAAAUGGAGUUCACCCGACCCAAAACUGCAUCCAGAAAUAUUUCAUGCUCGGGGGAUUUUGGAAUACAUGACACACGUAAUGAAAAAAGUUCCCUAUGUGUAUUGUGAUUUCCAUGGUCAUUCCAACACUAAAAAUUGUUUUUUUUAUGGAUGCUCGGCAAAAAAAAGUUGGUCAAGAAUGGACUUGUCUAAGUAUGAAAAUGAAACGGAUUUCAUGGUAUUACCGAUUGUAAUGCAAAACUGUUGUCCAUCGUUCUCGUUAUCACAAUGUAAUUACAAAGUAGAAAGAAAUCGUGAAACCACUGCAAGAAUAACGGUUUGGAGAAGCUACGGUGUAAAAAGGAGUUAUACUUUGGAGACAAGUUAUUGUGGUUGUGACGAAGGACAAUACAAAGGUUAUCAUUUAGGGAUAAGGCAACUCAGAGAGAUUGGGUCGACUUUCUGCAUGUCUCUUUCUUCGUUAGAAGAAGAAACGAAAAAGAGAGCGAGUUUACCCGCCAGCAAUCGAUUAUCCACAAUAACAGCGAGUUCAAAGUCUAUGGAUUUUGUAGACGAAGAACAGUCAGACUCAGAUUGAAAACUGCCUAUAAGAAAGUAAUCGACUUUAAUUAACAAAUUAAAUAAAUCCUAUUUUAAUUUAAAUUUAAUUUGUUUGUGU
Acyrthosiphon pisum (pea aphid) is the source of this 3414-nucleotide messenger RNA. Its product is annotated as cytosolic carboxypeptidase 1. The coding region runs from base 40 to 3333 and encodes 1097 amino acids. NCBI's taxonomy places the organism in Eukaryota, Metazoa, Arthropoda, Insecta, Hemiptera, Aphididae. Gene Ontology annotation, biological process: C-terminal protein deglutamylation; protein side chain deglutamylation; proteolysis. The record is from RefSeq and is a predicted model, not a curated record. The transcript is spliced from 24 exons. Gene Ontology annotation, molecular function: metallocarboxypeptidase activity; zinc ion binding.